UUGUCUCAAUUUAAUACAAAUUCUACAUUUAAAGAAAAAAGAUUAAGUAAAAUUAUUUUUAAUAAGAAAAGUGAAUCAAGUAUAAAAACUUCUUCCUUUGUUAAUCCAGUAGAGCAACAAGUUGAUUAUAAACGUGGAUGGUUAAUGAAAAAAUCUCUUUAUGAUGUUGAUGGAAAAAGAACGCCUAUUGGUCGAAGAAAAUGGCAAAUGUUAUAUGCUACAAUUAGAGGAAUGGUUCCAAAAGAUUAUACAAAAAAGAAGAAUGUUUUUCGUCUAAAAACUGCUAAUUUUGGUGAAUUUCUUUUUCAAACAAGUGAUUCAACUGAAGUUGAAAAGUGGAUUGAUGCAAUAAAUUAUGUUGCUGCUGCUUUUUCUGCUCCUGUUUUACCAACUCCAGUUGGUGCUAACAAAACCUUCAUCUUUUGUAAACCAAAAUAUUCUUCAACACCGACUCAUUUAUCUUUGGUAGACCAAUUACAUGCUCAUGAACAAAGAUUAGAAGAAACAAAAGAAAGUUUAACAAAUCUUCAACAAUGUGCUCCUCCUAUCAAAUCGAAAGGAAAACUAGUUUAUGACUAUUUUUAUAAAGAACGUUUUUUGGACAGUGAGAAAGAAAGAUAUAUUUGUUAUAUAAAUGUUUUAAGAGAAAAAUUAAAUGCUGGCACAAAAGUAAUUAAUAAUUGUGACACAAAUUCACAAACAUUUAAUGCCAAAAAGGAGAAUUCGACAGCAACUUUUGUUUUUUAAAUUAGAUAGAGGUAAUUUGAAUAGGUUAAUUAAAUUUGUAGAGAUUUUGUU
Meloidogyne enterolobii is the source of this 798-nucleotide messenger RNA. Lineage: Eukaryota; Metazoa; Nematoda; Chromadorea; Rhabditida; Meloidogynidae. The record is from the annotation of a GenBank genome assembly.